Messenger RNA from Penicillium subrubescens, 1026 nucleotides. RefSeq lists its product as uncharacterized. Gene Ontology annotation, biological process: amino acid transmembrane transport. Lineage: Eukaryota; Fungi; Ascomycota; Eurotiomycetes; Eurotiales; Aspergillaceae. Gene Ontology annotation, molecular function: amino acid transmembrane transporter activity. The transcript has 5 exons. The coding region runs from base 1 to 1026 and encodes 341 amino acids. Gene Ontology annotation, cellular component: membrane. The record is from RefSeq and is a predicted model, not a curated record.
AUGGUUUUGGCACUUGGCGGGGGUCCCGGAUUCGGGCGAACAGGCUUCCGUUACUGGCGUGAUCCUGGUGCGUUCGCAGAGUACAAAUUCCAGGGUUCACUGGGUAAAUUCGUUGUUGCUGUUACUGUGACCAAGGCUCGGAAUCCACGGCUGGCAAUGGCACGAGCCGUCAAGUUGACCUUUUUCCGCAUCUUGGUCUUCUAUGUACUUUCAGUGCUUUCCUUGGGCAUGGUGGUCCCAUACAACAGCCCUGAGUUGGCAUUUGCUACUAAGUCCGGUACCAGGGCUGCCGCAUCGCCAUUCGUGGUGGCUAUUAAGCAUGCUAAGAUCGAAGGUCUUGACCAUGUGGUGAAUGCGUGUCUUUUGAUCUUCGUGAUCUCAGCGGCUACAUCUGAUUAUUAUAUUGCAACAAGAACUGUCUACAGCACCGCGUCGGAUGGGAAAGCUCCUAAGUUGUUGACUCGGACAAACGGCCGAGGUGUUCCUCUCUUUGCCAUGGUUCUCCCAACAAUGUUCUGCCUUUUGGCAUAUAUGAGUAUUAGUUCUGGAGCAAAAGCAGUAUUCAGCUAUCUGACCACAAUGGUGGCUACCUUUGGUAUGCUCACUUGGAUUCCCAUCUUGAUCACUCACAUCGGCUUCACUCGUGCGGUCAAGGUUUCUCAGAUUCCAGCUGAACUGUUCCCUUAUCGAGAACCGCUCAGAGAGUGGGGCUCUUGGGCAGGCUUGAUAUUGCUCUGUAUAUUGACAAUCGGAAAGGGCUUUGAAGUCUUCAUCCAUGGAAUUGACUGUAAGAACUUCAUUGUGCAGUAUGUUGGCAUUCUAGUAUAUCUCAUGUGUCUCUUUGGAUAUAAAAUCUUCUACAAAACCCAACGAGUACGAGCAGCUGAAGUUGACCGGGUCACGGGAGUUUCAACCGAGCCAAUCGAGAGUACAAGAGCUCGACAGAAGGCCCAGUGGGAAGAGGAAAAUUCAACCAAACAUCCAUUGAUUCGGGUUUGCCGGAAAGUGCUGGCAGCGUUGCUUUAA